AUGGCGGAGAAUUUUUGGAAGGUACCCAUCUUCUUCUUUGUGUCCUUUUGUAUUUUCCUCUUCAUCAUUCUGGUGGUGCAGGCUUUUAUGCUUUUCAAGAAGUUGAUGCCAAAGUCAAAUCGGAGAUUACGUGAUGGAGUUGUUCUUCUUCAUCAAAUGCCUCCAAACAACCGAGUUUUAAAUGUUUCUCCACCAUCUUUAAAGUUAGAAACUUAUUUGAGAAUGUGUAAUAUUCCUUAUGAGAGCGAAUACAGCUUUAAGACGUCAACCAAAGGCAAAGUUCCGUGGAUAGAAUACAAUGGUAGAUCGGUUGCGGAUUCUAAUUUCAUUGUGCGUUUUCUCAACGAAGAGUUUAAAGCUGACCCUGAUGCUCAUUUGAGCGUUGUCGAAAAAGCCAUCGCCCACACCAUGAUCGUAACACUUGAGGAAAAUACCUAUUGGUAAGCACUCUUGUUGCUUAUUUUGUCAAUAAACAUACAGUAACUGACGCACAUUAAUUUUUUUUUUUUUUGGAAAGUUCUCCUGGCCCAGAGUUGGACAGGGUUCAGGGGGUGUGUCAACCUGUGUUGGGGAUGCGGAAUGAACAUGACUUCAUGAGGCUAAUAAACCUCUUGGCUUCCUUGAAACAGAACUACCUAAAAUCAUAGAACAAUACUAUAUCUGUCCAAGAUGAAUCGAAAAAAAGGGUUCUGGAUUUGUACCUAGUCCUUAUAAGGUCACUGAAAAUUCAAAGUGGGUGGGGAGGAUCUUAAGCAUAACAGAAAGAACCUUAACUAAAUUUUCAAGAGGAGUCUGGUGCGUUCAAACCAUUAAGUCCUCUAUGGUUGGAGGAUGGAUAUUAUCUGUAUCAACACAAUGCUGUUCAGCUGUACUUUUGCUAACCUAUCUAUUAGGUGCUGGUAUUUUUAGGGCACAGGGAGAAAUUUCAAAGACCAGUGCAGGCACAAGGGGAGAAUAGGAGAGGAGGCCCCUCUGCAUGUUCCCCUUGCAUGCUUUAUAUAAACUAACCAAAAAAAUAACAGCUGCUUGCUAUGCAUGCUUUACUUUUGCCAGGUAUCUAUGGCUGGCAGAGUCUGACAUGUACCUGUCUUUAGGGGGCGCCUAAUAUAUUACUUAUACUCACUGUGAAGUUGAUUAAGACGGAAUCCACCAGAAAACUGAAUAAUUUUAAUUUUCAGUGGACAAAAACCUUGUACCAGAAUAUUUUAAGCCACACUGCAUUCCUUUUUACACUUUUCAGGAGCUGUAGAUAUAAUUAUAGUUUUAAUAACUCAAUUUCCUGAUGGAUUCCAUCUUAAUAAUAAUUCAUUGUCUCUAUAACUUCUUUUUUGUUCUCCAUUCAAUUCAAAGGACGGUGAUGUAUCAUAUCGUUGAGGUUGAUCUUGCCGAUACAAAAACAAUGUCACCUUUGCUCAGUGUGACACCUUAUCCCCUCAAAUAUGUUGCAUCUUGGCUGUUUUGUCGUGCCUUGAAAAACUACCUAUGGAGUCAUGGGAUUGGCCGACACACCAAGGAGGAGAUUUAUAGCAUUGCAGAGAAUGACCUGAGAGCUGCUUCAGAGUUGUUAGGAAAGAAAAAGUAUAUCAUGGGCACCAAACCUUGCCUGUUGGAUGCUGUGUUGUUUGGAUUAGUUUCAGUUCUCAUCUGGAAUGUUCCUACGAGCCCUCAGGCCAAUCUGAUCCGAUCAGAAUUGAAGAACUUGGAAAGGCAUUGUUACAACAUAAAAGAGGAGUAUUUUCCAGACUGGGAUCAGCUUAUUCUUAAACAUAAAAUCUCUCAAUAA
This is a messenger RNA of Porites evermanni, 1783 nucleotides long. The record is from the annotation of a GenBank genome assembly. Lineage: Eukaryota; Metazoa; Cnidaria; Anthozoa; Scleractinia; Poritidae.